AUGUGUGUGUGAGAGCAGUUUCUCUCUUUCUGUGCAGGAUGCCAUAUUGAGCGAUUGGAGAGGCUGCAACUCCUGUGGAAAGGGAAGAAACUCAGAGGAACAGGGGCUUUGCACAGAGCCUUAGUAAUAGCGAACCAGGAUGGCUGCUGCCGUCGGGAGGAAGCCCUCACAUAAUGAAGAUUUACGAAACUUGAAUCUUGCCGGUCAUGUUGGAUUUGACAGUCUUCCAGAUCAGUUAGUCAACAAGUCAACAACACAAGGAUUUUGCUUUAACAUUCUUUGUGUCGGUGAAACUGGUAUCGGUAAAUCAACAUUAAUGGACACUUUGUUCAACACUAAAUUUGAAAAUGCACCAGCCUCUCACACUGAACCCGGUGUUCGGUUGAAAUCAAGCAGCUAUGAACUACAAGAAAGUAAUGUACGGCUAAAGCUGACCAUUGUCGAUACAGUAGGAUUUGGAGACCAGAUAAACAAAGAAGACAGCUACAAACCUAUCGUUGAAUACAUUGACGCACAGUUUGAAGCCUACCUCCAGGAAGAAUUGAAAAUCAGGCGUUCCUUCUACAAUUAUCCUGACUCAAGAAUCCACGCCUGUCUCUACUUCAUUGCGCCCACAGGACACUCCCUAAAAUCUCUUGACCUUGUUACUAUGAAAAAAUUGGAUAGUAAGGUGAAUAUAAUCCCCAUAAUCGCCAAGGCAGACACAAUCUCCAAGAGCGAAUUACAUAAAUUCAAGAUAAAAAUCAUGAGUGAAUUGGUCAGUAAUGGUGUGCAGAUUUACCAGUUCCCAACAGAUGAUGAAACUGUUGCUGAGAUCAAUUCGACAAUGAAUGGUCAUCUUCCAUUUGCUGUUGUUGGCAGCACUGAAGAAAUAAAGAUUGGUAAUAAAAUGGCAAAAGCUCGGCAGUAUCCCUGGGGAGUUGUCCAGGUGGAGAAUGAAAGCCACUGUGACUUUGUAAAGCUCCGUGAAAUGUUGAUUCGUGUAAAUAUGGAGGAUCUAAGGGAGCAAACGCAUGCACGCCAUUAUGAACUGUACAGACGUUGCAAACUGGAGGAAAUGGGAUUUAAAGACACUGAUCCAGACAGCAAACCAUUCAGCUUGCAGGAGACCUAUGAAGCAAAAAGAAAUGAAUUUUUGACUGAGCUGCAGAAAAAGGAAGAAGAGAUGAGACAGAUGUUUGUCAUGAGGGUGAAAGAGAAGGAGUCUGAGCUGAAAGAAGCGGAGAAAGAGCUUCAUGAAAAGUUUGAUCACCUGAAGAAGACCCAUCAAGAUGAGAAAAAGAAACUUGAGGAUAAGAAGAAAGAUCUUGAGGAAGAAAUGAAUGCAUUCAACAAGAGAAAAGCAGCAACUCAGCUGCUCCAAUCACAGGCUCAGCAAGCUUCCCAGACCACCAAGAAGGACAAGGAUAAAAAGAAUGCAAGCUUCACAUAAGCAACUCUGGCAAGUCAAGGAUGUCACCCUAUCCAUCUGCUUAGCUGUAACGUGUCUGGCAUCAGAAUGCCCAUCCAUUUUUUUAAAAUUGAGAGAACAUUAACUAAUAUCUUUACAUAUAGGAAACUCCUUUCAAAAGCAUUCCAUGAAAUGGAGAAGGGGCAGUACUUAAAACUGAAACAAAACUGGUAUUUGAAGGGGGCAGUGAGAAGUACUGGAUGAAGUCUUAUUCUUUGAAAAUGGAAACUGUAGGUAGAAUAGUAGGACUAUUAUUACAAAAAGGAAAGUGGCCAGCCAUGUAGGUGAGAGAAAGGACUACAUAUCAGGAUAACAACUUUUCUAACCCCUUUUUCAUUUAGAAGUCUUGCAGAAGUCAAAUCUGAAAGAGAGAAUUUGCAAUUUCAUGGGUUAUGAAUAGAGCUCUCUUUAUACUUUCCUUUCUCUAAUGCUACCAUCAUAGUUCCAUCAUGUGUUUUGAUAUUACUAAGGUGGAAUUAAUAUCUGUCUUUGCUCUUAAAAUAUGCUAAAUGCACAGGUCAAAGCUGAUCCUUUUAAUCCUUUACUUUGUGCUGUUCAUCCUGAAAUAGAUUUUCUUUUUGAUGCCUUUUCAAAAAGAAAUUAGUUAUUGUUCCUUAUCUGCUGUGGAUGUGUCUCUGCUCUCUUCUGGCUUGGACCAAUAGUUUGUUUAGAACAUACUGGUUUAUUUUAAAACUAGGAUCAAUGUUCCUAGUAGAGAUAUACAGCUUUCAAACCUUUUGAUGGCAGGUUUCAAUUUUGCUUACUAACCAAACAUGGCUCAGGAAACAGAUGUUCGUAUCCAUCUUGGCAUGUGCACGAGAAGCCUUAAUAUCAACUCACAUUAGACCUUCAGCAUUUCUGUUCCAAUCAUAAGUGCAGUUAACUGCAUAUCUAUUAUUUUAAAACUUACUUUAUCCACACUUAUAAAAUCUAUCAAUUGGUUCUAAGUGAAUUAAAUUUGUCUUUUUUUCUUUAUUACAGAAUGAUUUUAAAUCAGAAAACCAAAUCAUAAAAAAUAUUUUUUCAGAGGGAUGCCAUUGAAAUUAAUAUUUGGUAUAACUGAAAUUCAUAUUUCCUCUUGAAGUUGAAUAUGCAUCUGAGCAUUAAGUAUUAGUAUCUCUCCUUUCCUGUGAAUCUCAAUUUCAAUAGUGACAGUAGCUGGAUUAUAGUAUGUUAUUGAAUAUCAACUGUUUUGAAUUUAACUCAGUAGCUAUCCAGUUCACAUUUAUUAACGACAGGGUAGGAUCGCCCACUGCCAGUUCCUACCUGAACAUUGUAUGUGCUAAUUAGGUAAUUAUGGAAGCCAAGGGAAAAACAUCUGCAGCAGUUGUCCCUCCCAGUGACAGUUGAGAAUUCAUUCUCAAAUUUGUUUAAAAAUGAUCUUACUCGAAUCUUCCCCAACAAGCUACAGCAGUGACUCCUGUUUUAAUUGAUAGGAAGGAGCGGUGAUGGGGAUUGAAGGACCAAUAGAAUACAAUAAGUGUAAUUUUAUAAAUUGAAGACUUUAUGGUCAUCAAAGUUUUAAUAUUAGUCCUGUCAUCUGUAAUCUUGAGGACAUGCUUUUAACUGCACAUCUUUCCUGGGCCAUGUUGAGCUGAUUUCCCUAGCAGCAGUUUUAUUUUGUUUUGUAUGUCUUUUACCUUGUUUUCACAGUAAUCCAUGGCUCUGCACGGAAUAACUAAUAUCCCACAAAAUCUAGUUGGAUUGUACUUUCACCUAUGCAUGUAAGUAUGGCAGUUGGAAUUUUUGUAUUCUUGGCAAUAAAUAUAUAGCCAAAUGAUUGGUUGCCUGCUCUCUGGCCUCUGAUCUAACCCAUUUUAAUGGCAGAAUACUUCUCAGUCAGUUUACUGUCUGAUUUCACCACUGAAGUGUUCCAGCAGCUGCCUCGUACAUACUUGUACCCCACUUUGCUUUUUGCUUUGCCAAAUAGUUUGCUCACCAAGAUGCUGCAUUUGUCUUUGCAUUUAUUGUGCCCUGCCAUUUUAAUGCAGUAAACGUGAGAUUUUUUUAAGAACAUAGUGAUUUCUAUGCAUUUUUGUAUGAAUUGCAGCCCCUUAAUCACCUUGUGGCUAAGCAUGAUUGUUUCCAUUUCUCCAAGACGCACCAUUACAUACAUAUGUGUACAAUGGAUAGCCUUUUUUAUAUUCUAUGAAGUCCUUACUUUUAAAAAAUGUGAACAUGUAUAACAACAAUGUAUUUCUAUGCUUCUGCUUUGUACUUCUAAGUUUAUAUUGGAGGAUGAGAAUAGUAUUAGUAAAUCCUUUGAAUGUUUCAAAACAAUUUGUAACUCAAAAAGCAUGCUUGCAGUUACGUGCACUUCGCUGUUUAUUGCUGUUCGGUUUCCUAAGGUGGUCAUGAAGUAAUGGUUAAUUUCCUGAUGAUAUCAUAAAAUAGUAAGCUAUUGGUUUAUCCAAGCCCUUGAAUAUUCUAGAGCACAUAUAAAUAUAAUGGUGCCAGCACUGAUACAUUUUAUUCAAAUGGCUGUUUUGUAUGACCUGUGUGGUGUCUCGUGAAAUGUUUUCUGUUCCACUAAAAUGUCACACUAGUAAGAUAACCACGAGUUCAUGUAACACUAUUAUAAUCAGCUCCCAAUAGUAGGGAGCCAGAAUCUGAAUACUCCAUUUCUUGAAUACAUUCAUAGUAUCCACGUUUAUUUUAUAAUUUUUUUAAUUGGAAUUUUUUUUUUGUUGGGUAGUAUAACAUUUCAGUCUAAACACAUCCUUUCCUGUUGUUCAGUCAGUGCAUUACUUGUUGUAUGUGGCCGCAUGGAUGAGCUUGUAAAAGGUGUAUUGCCUUGUCAAUUUACUGUUUUGUAAACCAGCACAUGCGCUUAAUACUUUUGGCUGUGAAACUAGGAAUUGAAUAUUUAUGAUAUUCAUCAUUUUCACUGCAUACAGUAUCCUGCAUGAUUGAGACGGGAUGCUUUCUUCAAAGGGAGGGAACUGUUCGAGUGGUAAGAAUGUAUUAGGGAAAAGUACAAAUUUGUGGGUUUGUCUAUUUUGAAAGGAAUUCGCUUCAAAGGGCCUAGUAGAUAAAUGAAUUGCCUGUUUCGUAAUUAUGCCAUUGGAACAGUAGUCGAGAUUAUGCAAUUAUUUUUAGGAAGGAGAAAUAUGAGCCAGAUAUUCCAGCUCAUGGUCAAUAUCCAGAUUUCUGUUGGAAAGUGGAGAUGAGGGUUGUAUCUUACUGUGAAGUCUGCUGCAGAUGAUAUACUGCUGAUGCAUACUAUCUAAAAUUAAUAGUUGAAGUUGGCCGUGUAAUCAGGUAGUAGCUAGUAUUAGCGAAACUACACUUUUUUAAGGGUCUUCAUUGCAAGGAUGUUGAAUUGGUAGUUAUGAUUUCCCUUACUUAUCUUUCAUUCAAGAUAUUUCACUUGUUGCAUGAUUUUCCCAGUUUCAUCCAGGGUCUGGAGUACACCUGGUCAUUUAUUAGGUUCUACUCCACUUAUGCACUACUCCACAUCUGCAAUCUGUUUAACCAAUAUUCUUUCUUUAAUUUCCCUCUGUAGCUUCUUUAUCUAAUUGUCCUGCUGCCUGUCCCCUUCUGGAUGAGAUUCCUAGGCUAUAGAAGAGCUACAGUGUAUGCACGUACCACGCAGAAGAAUUCUUUCUUGAGUCAUCAUUAUUUCUGCUCCUUCCUGGUCACAUUUCUUGUACUGUGGCUUGUUAAACCUCAGUAUUUUAUAGUUUUGACACAGAAAAAAAUCCUAAUAAAAUAACCUACUUGUGACAGGAACAAGAUCAGACAGUGUAAUAUUUAGAAAUAGUUGAUCUUCUGAAUUUGUGAUAGUAUCUAAUGUUAUUUGUAGAAUCAUUCUUUGCAGCAUCAGAAAACAUGCACUCAAUGUUCUGUCACUGAUUCUUGCUGUUGUUGCAUUGUUUCAAACUUUCCAAAAGUUUACCACUAUUUCUUUUCUUUCUCUAAUCCACAUUUGCAAGUAAACUUAAAUUUCCAAAUUUCUUUAAACAACUAAUGAAAAACAUGUGUUUUUAGUCAAUCAUAACAGACUCUACUGCAUAAAAUUGAAUUAGCAUGGAAAAACUGAUUGACCCUUUAAUGCAUCACAAUGCAGACACUUAAUAUUUUUAUCACAGUUUUCAGAAGCGGGGAUAAUUAAAGAUGGCCAAGGCUUUUUAUAAGAGACAGAGUUACAAUUUUAUUAUUACUUUAUAAGUGUUAAUGUUAACAUACCAUGACCACUUUAAUAAUAUAUGCCCUAAUAAACAAUUUGUUUUUAGGAUUUUGCAAAAGCUAAUAUGUACAGUCUCUGGAUUUUACCUUGGCCUACUUAAUGCACCAUUUGUAAACUUGACAUCAAUGGAGAAAUUACAUUCUUUUAUUGAUUUAACACAGAUGAUUGAUAGCAAUUCUGCAUUAAUAAGUUUAAAGUGAAAUAAUUACCAACAAUUAAUAAUUGAUGUAACAGCAUUUAUUCUGAUGUUAAAGUCAAUAUAAAAGUACAAAAGUUGCACAAAUGCUGAGGUGGUCUUGGAUGGAAACUAUCCUAUCACAAUUAUACUGGUUGUUCAGAGCUGCAAUGUUGUUGAUCUAGUACAGUAUGCUUUUCUGUAACCAGCCAUAUCUUUGAACCAUUGAUGUGGAGACUGUGAAAUGUUCUGUAAGAAAAUAAACUGAUUUUAAACCACA
Hemiscyllium ocellatum (epaulette shark) is the source of this 6094-nucleotide messenger RNA. RefSeq names its product septin-11. Gene Ontology annotation, molecular function: molecular adaptor activity; GTP binding; GTPase activity. Gene Ontology annotation, cellular component: microtubule cytoskeleton; cell division site; septin complex. The transcript has 10 exons. Bases 140 to 1432 code for a protein of 430 amino acids. Gene Ontology annotation, biological process: cytoskeleton-dependent cytokinesis. NCBI's taxonomy places the organism in Eukaryota, Metazoa, Chordata, Chondrichthyes, Orectolobiformes, Hemiscylliidae. The record is from RefSeq and is a predicted model, not a curated record.